This is a messenger RNA of Petromyzon marinus (sea lamprey), 4719 nucleotides long. RefSeq names its product CAS1 domain sialic acid O acetyltransferase 1 (gene CASD1). Lineage: Eukaryota; Metazoa; Chordata; Hyperoartia; Petromyzontiformes; Petromyzontidae. The record is from RefSeq and is a predicted model, not a curated record. Gene Ontology annotation, cellular component: Golgi membrane. Gene Ontology annotation, molecular function: N-acetylneuraminate 9-O-acetyltransferase activity.
UGAGAUAUCAGAUUGUUUGAGAGGCAAGCAAGUGACUUUUGUGGGCGAUUCAAGAGUUAGGCAGCUUUUCUAUGCCUUCACAAAGCUGAUCAACCCACAGAGGCGAGAUGAAGCAUACAAAUAUUACAUUUGAAGAAAAACAAAUAAAACUGAAAGUGAACUUUUUUUGGUACCCGGAAAUAAACAGCUCAGUCAAUAACCUUUUCAAAGCAUGGAAUGAGGACCGUCUACCAAGGCCCGAUAUGACUGUGAUUGCUGCCGGAACUUGGUCAAUCAAACUAAACAAUGGGAGUGAAGAGGCAUUGACACAAUACAAAAUAAAUAUCACUGCCUUACUGCCUCACAUGAAACAACUGGCAGCUGACAGCCCUGUCUACUGGGUCCUGCAAGACCCUGUGAAUGAAGCUAUCCUCUCAGAACGUCGACGAAUGAUCACAAACGUUCGAAUUGAUUCUUACAAUGAAGCUGUCCUUAACAUGUUUGGCUCUAGUAGCACUAACUCUGGUAGUGGUGGCCAGUUGUUGGUGUUGAAGGCAUCACAAUUAAUAGCGCAGGCAGGGCUGGAUAAAUGCUCUGAUGGACUGCACCUUCCUGAGAGUGUGUUAACCACCGAUGCCAUGAUUCUACUGAAUGCAUUGUGUAACCCAGUGAUCCAGCCAGUGGAUGGUUCGUGCUGCCUGCCACAGCCACGCACAACACUUGUGCAACAGGUCGUCGCCUGUGUGUUUGUGCUGUGCGCUCUUCUUAGCGUGGUUGUGCGCACGUGCCAUCGUCCACGCAGGGCUAGUGUGCGUCCCAGCACAGACGAGGAGAGUGGGGAAGAAAAGAAAUUGCCUGUCAUCAGCCCACUGUCAACUUCAUUCUCCCUGGAGACUGUGGUUCGGCCUGUCGCCAAGCUUGGGCUUAUCAUGGCGUACUUCUAUCUUUGUGAUCGAGCAAAUCUGUUUAUGAAAGAGCAGAAGCACUACAGCCACACUUACUUCUUUGUGCCUGUGAUUUACGUCAUGGUGCUUGGAAUAUUUUACUCUGACACUGCCAAAGAUAGUUCCAUGCUGAACCGAGAACAAACUAAUGAGUGGAAAGGCUGGAUGCAGCUUGUCAUCCUAAUAUACCACAUCUCUGGAGCCAGUGCAUUCCUCCCGGUGUACAUGCAUGUUCGAGUAUUGGUGGCUGCCUAUCUAUUUCUCACUGGAUAUGGACACUUCUAUUACUUCUGGAGCAAAGGAGAUCUGGGCUUGCACCGUCUCCUUCAGGUGUGUUUCCGCCUUAACUUCCUGGUGGUCAUCCUGUGUCUGGUGAUGGACCGCCCUUACCAGUUUUACUAUUUUGUGCCGCUGGUCACUGUGUGGUUUGUCGUCAUGUUCCUGCUUCUCUCCAUUUGGCCUCAGAUCAGUGCCAAGAUUUCCAAUGGAAGUGUAUUUUUUAACAUAAUUUUGAUCUUGAAGUUUUGUGGACUCGUGACCUGCAUUGUUCUCCUCUCAGCAUCAAAGGACUUUUUUGAAAAGAUGUUUUCCUUCUGGCCUUUGUCUGAGUUAUUUGAACUUAAUGGGAAUCUAAAUGAAUGGUGGUUCCGCUGGCAGCUAGAUCGCUUCUCGGUGGUGCAGGGCAUGCUCUUUGGUUUCGGAUACCUCACCCUGCGACGGCUGCAGCUGCUUGGGGACUCGUAUGGAGAUGGACUGCUUCCCCCACGCCUCUCGCUUACUUUGCUUAUCCUGGCCAUUGCCAGCCUCACGGGUUUUUCAGUUUGGGCAAGUAAAUGUAAGAAUAAGACUGAAUGCAACAAAGCUCACCCGUUCAUCUCUGUUGUACCAAUUUUGGCCUUUAUUUUCAUAAGAAAUUUACCAGGAUGCUUGCGUCACAAGUACAGCACCUUUUUUGCUUGGUUUGGAAAACUGUCAUUAGAGUUGUUCAUAUGCCAGUGCCACAUCUGGCUAGCAGCAGACACUAAAGGGAUCCUUGUUCUGAUCCCAGGCAUCCCCUUUCUCAACUUGACUGUGACCACGUUCAUCUUUACUUGUGCGGCCCAUGAGAUCUUUGAAAUCACCAACACACUGUCACAUGUGCUUAUUCCUAAGGAGGGCGGUGUACUGUUCAAGAAGUUGUUGUGUGUCGGUGCCAUCCUCCUGGUACUCCUCUUGCUCCACUGGAUCCACCAACGGUUGCCGGUCUGAUGAGGCUUUUGAUUCCAGUCAGAGGUGUCCUAUGUAAUAGUGAUUCUCAACCUUUUUUUAACUGGCAUCCCUUUACAAGGGCAAUAAAAAUGUCAAGGAGUGGGCACGGAACCCCUCAGUAAUCCCUUUGCAAUGUCGGGGCCCCUUCGUCUUUUUAUGAACAACAAAUAUAUCUAUAAAUCCCGAGGGAGCCAGAGAUCAUUGGUUGAGAAUCCCCCACUUUAUAGGAUUUUGAAGUUAAAUAAAAUCCCAAAAUAUGACUUUACAGGAUGUUCGGUUUAAAUGUGGAACAUUUCGAUGUGCGUAUUAUUAUCCCUCACUCGAAUAACGUUACAAUUCAGUUUGCAUUGUUUGAAAAAUAUUACCUUUACAUUGAGAUUACUUUAAAUGAUGUGUGUGACUGCAUGUACCACUAAGCAAAUGGCAAGAUCAUUAAAUGUAAAGCACAAGUAAAAUUAUUAACAGGGGACCAAGUAUACAUUGUUAUUCACCUGUGCCCAAGCACUAUACAGACCCAUCCAUCGUUCCAUUGCAAUAUGUAGUUGGAUACAUUAAUAGGUUUGUGCUUCAGAACUUGAAUAAAUAUUUUGAUUGCCAAGUUACUGGACCUACGGAAAUUCUCGUCAGGUUUAUGCGAGCUACCAACCAUUCUGAUAGCUAUGUUUCCAUCAAGUGAUAAAUGUUAGCUUGGUGUGUUUUAAAUCAAAUGCAAAAGCAGGCAUGUCAGACGUGAUUAGGCUUAAUUGGACUCCUCUUGUGUGUUGAAAUACUACACACACAGCCAAACCUAUUUAUGGGAAUAUAAUAAAUGAAUAAAAUGUACUUCUGCAGCAACAUUCAUAAAGGGCAUUAGUGAAGAGUAAGAUAACCCCAUUAGUAAAUACAUUUAUUUUCCUAAUAUAUACAAUUAGCCUGUUUUUUUUAAGUGUUUCAGCUUGCAUAGAAAAGGUAUGUCUAAUUGAUGAAUGUCCACCUUUGACUUUUUUGUUUGCAUCCAUGAACCAAAUAAUUGACUUGAAAUUUUGAAGCAAAAUUUGUUUAACAGUUUUCAUCAUGCCCCACACCUACUUAAAGAUAGGUUACAAGUGUAGUCACAUCAUGAACACUUGCCAUUUUUGAAAAAUACAGUGGAAUAUACUAGUUUGAUCUACAUUGUGCAUAAACUAAUAAUUAACUAUCAACAAAUGCAAAUGCCAUUAUCGAUGAAACAGAUUUACAAAAAAAUAAUUGUAUACGAGCCUUAUUUUUGCAUUUGUGUUUAUAGGGUCUAUUCAGAGGUUUUCAACUUCUGGUUCUUGCACCCUACCACAUUUUCCAGUUUACCAAUUUAUCCAUUGAAAUGUUAUUUAACGAUAUUGCAUGCAUCUGUUGAAUAAUAAGUGUAUUAUUUGGCGGGGGGGGGGGGGGGGGGUGAGUUCGAGGACUGCAGUUGAGAGCCCCUGAAUGUCGAUGGUGCACAACACAAGUAUUUGAUGCACAUUUGUGAAACUACAAAGCUACUGAAAUGCAAGAACGUAGGCAGAGUGAUUAGAAUAUUGAUGAACAUAAAGAGUGUUCAAUGAUAUAUUCUGGUCUUAAACGUCGGUUUCAAAGGAAAUUGCUUAUGAGAACCUUGGGGCAAAUUGUAGUGGUUGGUGAGUUGAUUAUUUUUGGGUGCUCUGGUGUCCCAUUGCACAAUCUUUACCCGUUCUCAAGAUCCCUGAAAUUUUAAAAAUAGGUUUAUAUAGUUUAUGGGAACAGCCAUUUAACUUGUAUAUGCUUCCCUCAACAAAGGCUUCAAUAAUAGUGUACUUUGUUAAGUACAUUUAUGGGUUUUUCAUUGACUAUGUACAUUAUAGUCAAUGUAGCACAUGCUGUGUCCUUUGUGUCCUAUGCUCUGAAUAGUACUGUAUGUAUCGCUGAUAAUUUGUCAAAUGUUACACCUGGAGAUGUAAACAUGUAAGCUUUAUAGCUAUUUUCUAAGCUAUUGAACAAGUUGCUUUUGGACUAUUUAAAAGGACAGGCGAUGAAAAACGAAUUACAGUUUGUACAUUUUCAUUAUUUUUGUUUAGUCUGCAGUGCAGAAUUGGCAUUAUUUUAUUGUCUUUCGUUUCUGUUGAAAGUACAUUUGAAUACAGAAAUGCAUUCUAAUAACUGUACUGUAACUGAUGUGCACUGAUAAGAUAAUUGCAAGUUUUACAUUUCAAUCUUUAAAGUGUUUAUAGGUGUUUUAUACAUUUAAACAGCGUAAAAUGGAAUUUGUAUUAAGCUUUUUAAAAGCAUGAAAUGAAAUGCGUAACUUAUUCUAUUUAAUAAAUAAAAUACCGCUUACAUUACAUUGCACAUUGGUAGGUGGAGAUGUGAAUUAUUGUGAGGUAAUUUAUUAUGGCUACGUGGUUAUUGUUACAGUAUAUGAAUUUACAUAAGCGUUUGGUUGCUUACUGGAGUAGUGUCAUGGGAAGCAAUUAUGUAUAUCCAUUGCGUGUAUGUAUGGAAGUAAUUUUGUACAUUAAUUUUCUUCAGGUUGCAAUUGUAACCAGACUACUGUAAUAUUAAAUGUGGAAGACUC